CUGACUCUGGCAUAAGAAUGAAGAUUGGAUGAGCAGAGGAAAUGCUUUUGUUAAAGUCCUCCUUGUUCCUUGGCGUUGUCUGAGAUGCUCUUGAAUUUUUUGGCGGAUGCACAUGUGAGUGGGAGAAAGAUAAGUGAAGAAAAUAAAACAGUAAACCCUUUUGUCCAAGUCUACAACUGCUUACUUUAUUUUUUACAGCAACUGGUAAAAUGUCCAAAGAAAUGAACAACUUCACCUUUGGGAGAACAUUCUUCCUCAUGGGGUUCUCUGACAUUCGGGAGACCCAGAUCCUACAUUCUGUGCUCUUUUUGCUAAUUUACCUGGUGGCACUGCUGGGGAAUCUUCUCAUCAUCACCCUCAUCAUCAAGGAUCAUCGGCUCCACAUGCCCAUGUACUUUUUCCUAAAGAACCUAUCUUUCCUAGAUCUGUGUCUCAUUUCCAUCACUGUUCCUAAGUCCAUCACAAACUCCCUGAUGAAUUGCAACACCAUUUCAUUCCCUGGAUGUGUGUGUCAGGUUUUUUUCUUCUUUCUCUUAGCCACUACAGAAAUAGCUCUUCUCACAGUCAUGUCCGAUGACCGCUAUGUUGCCAUCUGCCACCCACUCAGAUAUGAGGUCAUAAUGAGUCAUGAAGCCUGUGUGCAGAUGGCUGUCUCUUCAUGGGUCAGUGGAAGCCUCAAUGCAAUCUUGCACACAGCUUGCACCUUCUCUGUACCCAUGUGUGGGUUUCCUGAGGUUCAUCAUUUCUUUUGUGAUAUCCCACAACUGCUCUCCCUUGCCUGUUCUUACAACACUGGUGAAUUGGUAAUCACUGGGCUCAACCUCGUGUUGGACUUUGGCUGCUUUGUGUUUAUUGACAUUUCUUACAUUCACAUAUUCUUCACUGUGCUGAGGAUGCCCUCCAAAGAAGGCAAGUCCAAAGCUUUCUCCACAUGCCUGCCUCAUCUCAUUGUUGUAACUUUAUUUUUCUCUUCAGGGUUUUUUGCCUAUUUACGCCCUCUGCCUAAAUCUCCAUCACCCUUGGAUUUGCUGGUUUCAGUGUUCUACACUGUGAUGCCACCCACUCUGAAUCCCUUCAUCUAUAGCCUAAGAAAUAAGGAUAUGAAGAUGGCAUUCUGGGAACUACAAAUUAACCUUGGCGGUCCCGUGACCCCGGCAGCCCGUGGCCAUCCCGACCUAGAGGCACGCGUGGGGCCGCACAGCCUCUCAGCGGUUGCCGGUGGUGCCCGGGAGGGCGCGGGCCAGCGAGGGCGCUCUUUGUGGCGUUUUAGGCCCUGUGCCUGCCAGACCCUGGCUGUCCCGCGAUCCUCAAGUCUCUAA
This is a messenger RNA of Chlorocebus sabaeus (green monkey), 1319 nucleotides long. NCBI's taxonomy places the organism in Eukaryota, Metazoa, Chordata, Mammalia, Primates, Cercopithecidae. The record is from RefSeq and is a predicted model, not a curated record.